GCUACCCGCGCCCCGUCUGCUGGCUCCCUUUGCUGCUCUCAGGGCGCCGUCCCCUCCUCACCUCGAAGACAACAUGAAGGAGACCCGGGGCCACGGGAGCGCCCCUUUCUGCAUGCGCCUCAACCACUCCUACCCGGGCAUGUGGGCGCCCGAGAGCUCCUCCGAGGCGCGGGGCAACCUCACGCGCCCCUCGGGGCCGGGCGAGGAUUGCGGCUCGGUGUCCGUAGCCUUCUCGAUAACCAUGCUGAUCACCGGCUUCGCGGGCAACGCGCUGGCCAUGCUGCUCGUGUCGCAGAGCUACCGGCGCAGGGAGAGCAAGCGCAAGAAGUCGUUCCUGCUGUGCAUCGGCUGGCUAGCGCUCACCGACCUGGUCGGACAGCUGCUCACCAGCCCGGUGGUCAUCGUGCUGUACCUGUCCCACCAGCGCUGGGAGCAGCUCGACCCGACGGGGAGUCUGUGCACCUUCUUCGGCCUGACCAUGACCGUCUUUGGGCUCUCCUCGCUCUUCAUCGCCAGCGCCAUGGCCGUCGAGCGGGCGCUGGCCAUCCGGGCGCCGCACUGGUACUCCAGCCACAUGAAGACGAGCGCCACCCGGGCGGUGCUGCUGGGCGUGUGGCUGGCCGUGCUCGCCUUCGCCCUGCUACCGGUGCUGGGCGUGGGCCAGUACACCAUCCAGUGGCCCGGGACGUGGUGCUUCAUUACCACCGGGACGGGGGGCAACGGGACUAGCUCCCCGAGGAAAUGGGGCAACAUUUUCUUCGCUUCCGCCUUUGCCUUCCUGGGUCUCUCAGCGCUGGCCGUCACCUUCGCCUGCAACCUGGCCACCAUUAAGGCCCUGGUGUCCCGCUGCCGGGCCAAGCCCACGGCGUCGCAGUCCAGCGCCCAGUGGGGUCGGAUCACGACCGAGACGGCUAUCCAGCUUACGGGGAUCAUGUGCGUGCUGUCGGUCUGCUGGUCGCCGUUGCUGAUAAUGAUGUUGAAAAUGAUCUUCAAUCAGACAUCAGUUGAACACUGCAAGACGUACACAGGAAGGAAGGAAGAAUGCAACUUCUUCUUAAUAGCCGUUCGCCUGGCUUCGCUGAACCAGAUCUUGGAUCCCUGGGUUUAUCUGCUGCUAAGAAAGAUCCUUCUUCAGAAGUUUUGCCAGAUAAGGCACCACACAAACAACUAUGCCUCCAGCUCCAACUCUUUUCCCCACCAGUGCUCCUCAACAUUGAUGUGGAGUGACCCUUUGGAAAGAUAAUGAAAGGACGGAGUUGGACUUUUUAUUGCAAUUCCUGCUUCCCUGAGUUUGUGUAUUUCUUCCCACCUGAGAAGGAGAAUUUUAUAUUUUGAUUUGGAUUAUUUCUUCUUUUUCAUCUUUUUUAAAAAUUUUAAUGUUUUUUUCUUGUCAGUAGUAUCCACUGGGACCAAAUUUAUUAUUAUAAUCUGUAUCUUUGAGUGUUAAAUUGGCUUCUUGGACUGGAUUUUGAGUAUAUAUUUAAGAAGUUGGGCAGGAUUGCGCAGAUGGUGAUCGGUGAAAAAUGAGAAAAAGAAAAAUCCAUCUUCCAAGAAUUUUCCCUGAACUUCAAACCUUUACAUGAAUCUCAACUGAUGUGGACACCUUUACAUUUUAUAGUAGUUUUGAUUUUACCAUAUGAGUUUGAAAAAUCAGUACAAGUUUUUGACAGUGAAACAUCAACCUAUUGAGAACAAGAAUUCAAUCAAUAGGACAGAAACUUCAUGACAUAGAAAAGGAUGCCAAAUGAAGGCAGGCAGUUACCAUGACCAAAGAUAUUUAUGUAAAAUGUGUGAUUAAUGUUGGAGAUGAGUUCUUCUGGGCUAAGCUUGGAACCAAAUAUCCCUGAGUCUGUAUUCUGGUUAUGUGUCAUUUAGUAACUAAGGAAUCAGCUUAAUUAUUAUUUCUCUGUCUUUGAAGACUCAAAGGGCUCCCCUGAAGCGUCACAGAAAGCAGUAAUGAGGUUAGGUGAUUAAAUGUUGAGUUGGAGCAUUAAAAAACUCCAGGCAGAGCCUUCUGAUUCACCACUUUCAAUUCAGGAUUUUUUAAAAUUUCUCCUUGGGUGGCAUACAAAAGGCAAAAUUAAUAACUGACAUAGUUAUCAGUUAUCAAAUUUUGUUACUCUUUUAUUUCAUAAAUAUUUCAUAAAAGAGUCUAUCUUGUCUGAACUGAAGUAAGAGAUUCUAUGAACUUAAAAAAUAUUUUGAAUCAUGUAAUACCUCUCAGCUAAUGUGCCCUUACCUGAUUAUAAAUUCAACCAACAUUUCUUUCUCUUAUCUUUCUUUCCCUCUAUCUUCCUCCUUUUUCCACCUCUCACCCCCGUGACUUAAUUCAACACAUAUUUUUUCAGUGUCCCUUCUUUAGGCUCUGUGCUAAAAGCCAUGCUGUCACCCACAAGGACACCUUGGGAAGAGAUGAUAAUAUGGUAUCAGCCAUUUUACAACAGGAGCCUAUACUGUGAUUCCAUUGUCAUUUCUGUCAACGAAAUGAAACCAAAAUAGUUGAAUCGUUCCUCUUAGAUGGCUGACCCAGUUGUGAAUUAGCUGUAAAUUACAAUUAUUUUCAUUCAAAUUUGUAUUGAAAUUUGAAAGGGCCUUAUGUAACUAGCACAAAACUGGUGCUGUACACAAUCCUUUUAUUCAGCUUUGAAUUCAACAAAAAUUUUUGAGCAAGUAGAAUUUGCAGACCAUCAUAGGAAUGGCCAUGCUCCUGUUACUUCUAUCUGUCCAUGGUCCACCUGCUGUGGUUGUCUAGCUGACAUCUAUUUACUAUUUUAUUUUUAUAAAAGAGGGUAAGGUUUACAGAGGGCUUGCCCACUGUCACAUAGCUGAUAUAAGUAAGAAUUCAGAUCCAAGUUUCAGUUUUUUGAAUCUAGGUUUACUUUUCUCCCUACAGCAGAGCGGGAUGUGAGAUUUGUUACAAUGGUAUUCCAUUUAUAAGACAAUGUGACCGAGUAAUAAAAGCAUGGGGUUUGGGAUCAAACUUGAAUUUAAGUCUGGCUGUGCCACUCACUAGCUCUGUGAACCUGAGAAAGUUAAUUAAUUUCAUUGCAUCUCAAUGAAUUAAUCUGUAAACUAAAGAUAAUAAUACUUACCUGUGGGGUUAUUGUGACAGUGUAUGUAAAGUGAGUGUAACGCAAUAGGUUCUCAUUAACUAUUAACUCUGGUUAAUCCUUUAUCUAGAUUUACCUCCAACUAUAUAACAGAGUUCUCAAUUUCAGCUAUAAAGAGACUUCCUGACCGUGUGGGUUGACAUGUCCUGGACAUAAUCAACUUCAGAUCCCUGGAUGCUAUUUUCUUGAUUCCAAUACCUCAUGGUUAUUUCUGCCCAUGCAAAACCUACUCAUCUCCCACAUGGUCAAAUCUCACCUUGUCCUUAGGCCUUGGACAAAUUAAGUACAGAAGUCCCCCUUUAUCUGUGGUUUCAAUUACCGGUGGUCAGCCACAGCUUGAGAAUAUCAAAUAGAAAACUCCAGAAAUAGACAAUUCAUAAGUGUUAAAUUGAGCACCAUUCCAAGUAGGGUGAUGAAAUUUCGAGGGUCCCACUCUGUCCCGCCUGGGACAUGACUCAUCCUUUCGGCUAGCGUAUGCCAUUCAUUAAUCACUUGGUAGCCGACUCGUUUAUCAGAUCUACUGCUGAGGUUUUGCCGUGCUUGUAUUCAAGCACUUAAUAUGCUUUUUUACUUAAUAAUGACCACAAAGCCCAAGAGCAGUGAUUCUGGCCAUUUGGAUAUGCCAAAGAGAAGCUGUAAAGUGCUUCCUCUAAGUGAAGAGGUGAAAGUUCUUGACUUAAUAAGGAAAGAAAAAAAAUCAUACGCUGAGGUUGCUAAAAUCUACAUAAGAAGAAAUCUUUGUAACCGCAAGUCAUAGCCACAGUGCAUAUAAGUGCUUAGUUAAGGUGGUAAAGCAUUAAAUUCGAUCUUUAGAGAGAGAGGGAGAGAGAGACAUUCACAUAACUUUUAUUACAGUAUAUUGUUGUAAUUGUUCUAUUUUAUUAUUGCUUUUUGUUGUUAAUCUCUUACUGUACCUAAUUUAUAAAUUAAACUUUCAAAUAGAUUUGCAUGUACAGGAAAAAACAUUAUAUAUAUAUAUAUAGGGUUCAGUACUAUCUGUGGCUUCAGGCAUCCAUUGGGGUCUUGGAACGUAUUCCCGGUGGAUAAGGGGGAACCACUGUAUCUUUGUUUUCUUCUUACCUCUCUCCCCAACUCUGAAGUUAUACAGCACUCCUUUUGAUGAUUAUUGUACUAUUCCUUAAGUGUUUUUGUUAUACAUGUCUUUUUCCCUUGACAAAAUUCUAUUUCAUGUUGGACAUACUUUUCUUAUAUUUUUUUCAGAGGCUCGUAGCACUAGUGCAGUAUUUGACACAAUGAAAAAUGUUUACUUGGUAAAUUCUCAACAAAGUUAACAUUUAUGUACAAGGAUAGCUGUUGCAAAUUUAAAUGAAUGUGAUAGAAAGCCCUUUGCUUCCAUGCUGUUGUUCAAUUUGGGAAAUUUCAUGUUAAACUUUCCUGAUGUAAAAAUGGUACAUUCAGGCAGAAAAACCACAUGCAGUUUAAUGUAAUAAUGUUUAUUAAUGCUCUAUAUGUGAAGGUAGUAAAAUAAUUGGAAAAUUUUGAAAAAUAAUGAUUAUUUGCUAAAGGUUUUUCUCACAUUAGGAAUAUCUUUGUCCAAUUAGUUCGAAAUCUGAUGUAGAGACAGUAUAUAUCAGUAUAAAAUACUUUGAUACUUCUGUUUUUAAUCUACAGAAAUGUAUACAUUGCCUACUAAAUUCACCUGAAAUAAUAAUCUGUAACAUAUAUGCUCAAAUAUUCUGGAUCAUGAUUCAGCAACACACUUACUCUGAUUUUCAACAAGUACCCUCAUCUUCAUUUUCUUUAUGUUCCAUAAACAAGGGUUCUCAUAAUUAUGUAAUGAGGUUAUACUGAGGAUAGAAUUAAACCUCAAAAUAAAAUAAAUUUCUUAGGAACUCUGCCAAAAACAUGUUACAUAUGGAGAAUAGUGCUACAAUAGUGCUACAAUUUUAUUGCAAUUAUAGUAACUACUGUAAAGCCCUGUGGGACACAUAUACAAAAACAUGUGAGCUUAAUAUGCUUUAUAAGUGGGCUAUAUAGACCUGGUACAUAUAAUACAUUCUGUGUAAUUUUAGACCUAUGAUUUUUGCAUUGAAAGAAAUAAACCCCUGCCGACUUCCACCACCGUUCCAUUGCAGAACCAGUGAUUUCAUUCAGCACCAUUGCAACCUAGUGUGAAACAAAAUAAACAAACAAAAAACCCAGCUGUGCUGCUCCCAGAAGAGGCUGGGCCAGGGUAAUGUGAAGUGGCACACCAAACCGUGCCGGAAUCUCAGAGCCUGGGCGAGGCAAGGACACAGGGAAUACUAGGGUUAGAAGACUGAGCUUCCAUCAGAAGUUCUAUUUGUCCACAUUCUCCCAAGGAAGGCAGAGAAAAUUAGUCGUUAUCUUUUAUGCAUGAAUGUGUAUAUGUGUCUUAAGUGGACUUUGGUCCCCAAAACAUGAAAGUCCAGAGUUGGACUGAUCCACAUCUUUAGUGUCUACAGGAAUGACUUGUAAAAAUUAAGUAAAUAAUGAAAUCCAGGUUAUAAGGAAACUAUAUAAGCUACUUAAGAGAACAAAAACUUUUUUUAACAUCCUCAGUAGUUGGAAACACAUUUAAAAGAAAACUGUUGUAAAGAUAAUUAUAAUUAUUCAGGCACUUUAAGGAUCCAAAUAAAAUAUACCUUGCUGGAUGUACUUUUAAUGAAUUACUAUUAAUAGUUAAAUGUUUAAUGGUUGUCUUAAAAAAUAUUUGUGCUUCUGUUUUUCAUUAACACAGGGUCUUACUGAAUAUUUUAAUGCCAAACAGGUCUAGGAUCAUCCCAUGGAGUAAAGUGUUUCUCUGUUGUAUUCAUGUUCGAAGGCUUUAUUUUGUUGUCAUCUGAAAUGCUUUUUAUGUCAAAAUAGUUUGUACAAUAUGCAUCUUUAAGAGUUAUUGUAGUUUUUUUUUAAUACUCAACCAUAUUGUAAACUUCUUGUGGGCAGGCCCCGUGCUUUAUCUAUUUCAUGUACCUACAGAGCCUAGCCCAGUGCUAAGCACAUAGAAAUUGCUCAAUAAAAACUUAAUGGUGAGUGCAA
Molecule: messenger RNA, 6128 nt
Organism: Camelus dromedarius (Arabian camel)
Lineage: Eukaryota; Metazoa; Chordata; Mammalia; Artiodactyla; Camelidae
Gene: PTGER3
Product: prostaglandin E receptor 3
Exons: 4
Coding region: 74-1243 (389 amino acids)
Biological process (GO): inflammatory response; negative regulation of gastric acid secretion; positive regulation of cytosolic calcium ion concentration
Cellular component (GO): plasma membrane
Molecular function (GO): prostaglandin E receptor activity
Source: RefSeq, a predicted model, not a curated record